This is a messenger RNA of Fraxinus pennsylvanica, 1137 nucleotides long. The record is from the annotation of a GenBank genome assembly. NCBI's taxonomy places the organism in Eukaryota, Viridiplantae, Streptophyta, Magnoliopsida, Lamiales, Oleaceae.
AUGUUGUUGAGAGGAGGGGCAUUUUCGGCAUGCAAUGCUACCAUAAACGAAAACCGGAGCACCUUCGGAUUUUCCAAUUCAAUUCGCCGGAAAAAGGGGAAUGGAUUCGUGUCGUACAGUUCUUAUGGCCGCGCUCGGAAGGCCCAAUUGUUAAGGGUUCUAGCUGUGGCCACUGGGGAGGCGAAAAUCAAACAGCAGGAGUCGAGCCACGAGCCGACACUGGCGGAUCGGCUCCGACUUGGCAGCUUGGCUGAGGACGGCUUGUCGUAUAAAGAAAGGUUCAUAGUGAGGUGCUAUGAGGUUGGAAUUAAUAAGACUGCAACCGUUGAAACCAUUGCCAAUCUCUUGCAGGAGGUUGGCUGCAACCAUGCUCAAAGUGUUGGGUUUUCAACUGAUGGAUUUGCAACUACACUUACCAUGAGAAAAUUGCAUCUCAUAUGGGUGACUGCUCGUAUGCACGUUGAAAUCUAUAAAUACCCUGCCUGGAGUGACGUGCUUGAAAUAGAGACAUGGUGCCAAAGUGAAGGAAGGAUUGGUACCAGACGUGAUUGGAUUCUCAAAGAUUAUGCUACUGGUGAAGUCAUUGGAAGGGCUACCAGCAAGUGGGUGAUGAUGAACCAAGACACGAGGCGUCUUCAGAAAGUUACUGAUGAUGUUCGUGAUGAAUAUCUAAUUUAUUGUCCCAAAACACUUAGAUUAGCAUUUCCUGAAAAGAAUAAUGCUAGCCUGAAGAAAAUAGCGAAACUAGAGGACCCUGUGCAGUACUCUAAAAUUGGGCUUGUGCCAAGACGAGCUGAUCUGGACAUGAACCAGCAUGUAAACAAUGUCACAUACAUUGGAUGGGUCCUGGAGAGUAUGCCUCAAGAGAUAAUCGACACUCACGAACUGCAGACUAUUACUUUAGAUUACAGACGUGAAUGUCAGCAGGAUGAUGUGGUUGAUUCCUUGACAAGUCCUGAGUCAAUAGUGGACAACGCAAUUUUAGAGCUCAAGGGAAUUAAUGGAUCUGCUACUGGUAUGAAAGAUGAAAAGGACUGCCUUCAGUUUCUACAUCUGUUGAGAUUAUCCGAUGGCUCUGAAAUUAAUCGUGGGCGCACAGAGUGGAGAAAGAAACCUGCAAAAAGACGAGCUUUGUAA